This is a messenger RNA of Emericellopsis cladophorae, 2079 nucleotides long. Its product is annotated as Kelch repeat-containing protein-like protein. The transcript is spliced from 3 exons. Bases 1 to 2079 code for a protein of 692 amino acids. Lineage: Eukaryota; Fungi; Ascomycota; Sordariomycetes; Hypocreales; Bionectriaceae. Gene Ontology annotation, molecular function: protein binding. The record is from RefSeq and is a predicted model, not a curated record.
AUGGCAAAAGAAAAGAAGAAGAAAAGCGACGCCGAUGCCAAAAAGGCAAAGAAGGCGGAAAAGGCAGCCAAACAAGCCAACAAGGGAGAGAAGAAGGCAAAAUCCAAAGCGGCCAAGGUCGAGGGCUCCGAUGCCGAGGACGCCGAUCUCGACGAGAUUCUGGAGGAAUACCGUCGCCAGCAGGAACUGCAUCUCAAAAUCACAGAGACGGUCGUUGACGCCCCGCCUCGACCACGCGCUGCGAGCACACUCCUCGCCUCGCCUCACGACAGCAACACCUUGCUGCUGUUUGGCGGCGAAUACUUUAAUGGCUCACUGGCAUCUUUCUUCAACGACCUGAAUGUGUACAACAUCAGCAGAGAUGAGUGGCGCUGCGUGACCAGCCCAAAUGCCCCAUUGCCACGGUCUGGUCAUGCCUGGACACGUGCGGAGAAUCCGAAACAUGUCUAUCUCUUUGGAGGCGAAUUCUCUUCUCCCAAGCAGGGCACCUUUCAUCACUACUCUGAUUUCUGGAGACUGGAGCCGGCAACGAGGGAAUGGACCAAGAUUGAGACCAAGGGCAAGGACAAGAGCCCGCCGGCAAGGAGUGGCCAUCGCAUGACGUAUUGGAAGCAGUACAUCAUCUUGUUUGGGGGCUUCCAGGACACCUCCAACCAGACGCGGUACUUGUCUGACCUGUGGAUUUUUGACACAGUGAACUUUGUGUGGCACUCGCCAGCGCUGCCACAGGCACAGCUGAAGCCUGAUGCGAGAUCCUCCUUUACGCUCCUCCCACACGAGUCCGGCGCGGUGCUCUACGGAGGCUACUCCCGCAUCAAAGCAAUGGUCAACCUGAAACAGAAGACGGGCAAGGGGCAGGCGCAAGGGCAGAAGAACAUCCUCAAGCCCAAGGUACACGACGAUUGCUUCUUCCUGCGCAUGACGCAACCCCCCAAUGAUGCGCCGCCCAACUCGCCUCCUACUGUGCGAUGGGAACGAAGGAAGAAGCCGGCCAACUCUCCCAACCCGCCGCGCGCAGGAGCAACAAUGACAUGGCAUAAAGGCAGAGGUAUCAUGUUUGGCGGCGUGCAUGAUGUGGAGCAGAGCGAGGAAGGUAUGGACAGCGAGUUUUUCAACCAGCUGUUCGCAUGGAACGUGGAGCGUAACCGAUUCAUGCCUCUGCCAUUGCGUAAGCCACGCCAACAAAACAAGAAGGCCGCGCAGGAUCAACGAAGAGGUGGCGGGCGCCGCGGUCGACAAGGUGGUGACGAGGAACUUCUUCGACAGCUGCAGGCCCUAGAAAUGGGCGCCUCACUGGACGAUGUGGACGACAUUGAACUUGAAAAACAAGAAGAAGCCGAAGAGGAGGCCCCGGUGAAGGAAUACCCCGUCACCAUGGAGCCGCCGCACAUGCGUUUCAACGCACAGUUGGCUGUCCAGGGCGAUAACCUCUACAUCUACGGCGGCACAUUUGAAAAAGGUGACCGAGAGUUCACUUUUGAUGAUCUGUACGCCAUCAAUCUGGAUAAACUCGAUGGGUGCAAGGAGAUCUUCCAGCGACCUGUCGAGGACUGGAUCGAGUCGGAUGAUGAGGGCGACGACGAGGAAGACGAAGACGCAGACGAGGAAGACGAAGAUGAAGACGACGACGAGUACGAGGUUGCAGACAAAAAGUUCACGCCAAGCAAGCGCAGGAAGAAGCAGAGUGAGGAAACAUCCGAGCACGGAUCAGAGACCUCUGCCGCGCCCACGACGGCGUCCACCGACGAGGACGAUGCUGAGUCCACCGCCGCGGCGUCCGUGGACGACGGUCUGCCUCAUCCCAGGCCCUUUGAGUCUCGACGCGAGUUCUUUGUCCGCACAUCCAACGAAUGGCAAGAGAUCCUCAUGACCAGCCUACGCUGGAAGAACAUCCAGCCCGAAUCGAUGCCCGUCAAGGAGAUCAAGGCGAAGGCGUUCGAACUCAGCGAGGAGAAGUGGUGGGAUUGCCGCGAGGAGGUUGCCGCGCUGGAGGAAGAGCAGGAGGCGGCGGGAAUACAAGAGGUGGUCAGUCUGGCCGAUAGGGGCGACGCGGGCGGUGCUGGCGGACGGAGAAGAUGA